Messenger RNA from Dermochelys coriacea (leatherback sea turtle), 5243 nucleotides. It is a transcript of the gene SLC17A9, whose product is annotated as solute carrier family 17 member 9. Gene Ontology annotation, cellular component: membrane. The transcript is spliced from 13 exons. Gene Ontology annotation, molecular function: transmembrane transporter activity. NCBI's taxonomy places the organism in Eukaryota, Metazoa, Chordata, Testudines, Dermochelyidae. The record is from RefSeq and is a predicted model, not a curated record. Gene Ontology annotation, biological process: transmembrane transport. Bases 1 to 1398 code for a protein of 465 amino acids.
AUGGCCUCAAGUAUCGGCAGGAAUGGUGUUCAGGUAUACGGUUCUGACCUGGUCUCGCUACAUCAUCAUUACCAGCAGCAGCCUGUAAAGAAUACAUAUAAGGAAGGCACGAAAAAAGAUGGGACGGUGGAUUCCUAUUGGUCCAGGCCUGAAUCUCGAAUCUGGACUGUGAUGUUACUGCUUGGGACUUGUUUACUCUACUGUGCCAGAGUGACCAUGCCUAUCUGUGCUGUGGCCAUGAGCAGUCACUUCAACUGGGACAAGAAACAGUCCGGCAUUGUUCUGAGCAGCUUCUUCUGGGGCUAUUGCUUAACUCAGAUCAUCGGAGGACACCUCAGCGAUCAGAUUGGAGGAGAAAAAGUCCUCCUCCUCUCUGCAUCUGCCUGGGGUUUCAUCACCGCUAUCACUCCGCUGCUCACCUAUAUCAGUUCUGCCCACCUGAUCUUCAUGACACUUGCUCGGUUCCUCAUGGGACUAUUGCAAGGAGCUUACUUCCCUGCCUUGGCCAGCCUCUUUUCUCAGAAGGUCCGUGAGAGCGAGCGAGCUUUCACAUGCAGCACAGUAGGGGCUGGCUCUCAGUUCGGGACGCUGGUGAUUGGUGGGGCAGGGUCCCUCCUUCUGGACUGGUAUGGCUGGGAGAGUGUCUUCUAUUUCUCUGGUUUACUCACUUUGCUCUGGGUUUACUGCAUGUGCAAAUACCUCCUGAAUGAAAAAGAACUCAUCAUUUGCUUAGAACAUUUUUCAAACGGCCUCUCGAUAUCCAAACAGACCAAAGUUCCCUGGAAGCAGUUAUUUAAAAAGGCCCCUAUCUGGGCUGUCAUAGUCGCUCAGCUUGCUACGGGCAGUACAUUUUUCACCCUUCUCUCCUGGUUGCCAACUUUCUUUAAAGACACUUUUCCCGAGUCUAAGGGCUGGGUGUUUAACGUAGUGCCGUGGCUGGUUGCAAUCCCAACAAGUUUGUUUAGCGGAUUCCUGUCUGAUCACCUGAUCAAUCAGGGCUAUAAAACGAUCACCGUUCGUAAGUUCAUGCAGGUCAUUGGCUCAGGUGUAUCAAGCAUCUUCGCCUUGUGCAUGGGUCAGGCAUCCAGUUUUUGCAAAGCUAUAGUAUUUGCAUCUGUCUCAAUUGGACUUCAGACCUUUAACCACAGUGGCAUUUCAGUCAACGUACAGGAUCUGGCUCCUUCGUGUGCUGGCUUGUUGUUUGGCAUUGGAAAUACAGGUGGAGCCCUAUUAGGUGUCAUUUGUGUGUAUUUAGCUGGACAUCUGAUUGAAACCACUGGUUCCUGGGUUCCUGUUUUCAACCUUGUGGCUACAGUUAAUGCCCUGGGGCUCUGUACGUUCCUGAUCUUUGGAGAGGCCCAAAGGAUGGACACAGACGCUGUGUACAUAGAUCUAUAGUAGCUGUAAAGAUGGGUUCAGCAAAUGAAAUCUGCUGAAAGGUUUAGGACUGUAAUGUCUAUUAAUAGCUGUUGUGCAAAUGGUUGUUUGCAGAAGAGAAUAUUAUUAUUUUGUAGAAUUUAAAUAGAAAAAAAUCUAUUGAGAGAAUAUUACGGGCUGGAUCUAAACCCAGAGGAGGGAGGAAAUUCAGAGUUAAAACUUAGCUCAGGGGAUGGCUGAUGGGUUAUGGAGCCUUUCAGCUCUAGGUCACCAGUUUGAAUUUGAAUUCACUAAUGCCUGAACAAAGCAGCUCCUGGCCUAUGUGAAAUCAGUUGGUAGCUCUAGUCCAGUUCCUAGUGCAGGAAAUGCCAUCCCAGUUGACACUAAGUGGUACCUUAGCUGGGAGUCUCAGCAGAGAUGCCAAGGACUGAAUGGCUCAUUGAGAGUGAACUCCUCUUUCAUUCUGAGAGAUGUUUUCUCCAGCACAGAGACGAGGCAUUUGAGCAGUGCGGGAAUCAUGCAUUGCAGGUGUCCAUGGUCUACCUGUUCUGUGGCUGAGAAGAUCACUCCUAUCUCCAGGGCUGUCAAUCGGUUCCUUUCAUCAACACUAAAUGAACUUAAUAAUACCAAGGACUGUCCUUAACUUGCCCUUGUGUGCCUCAGUAUUGCCACAUAUAUAGGUACUAUCAGGGUGUACAAAGGAAUGGGUUCAGAGUUGUUUGCCAUAUGCUGUGAAUGUAUAUGAAGGGUGGCUCACAUUCUGGACUGUGGAUCCAUAAUAUCAAGUGCUCUCUGCUUCACUAGGUCUGUUCCCAGUGUGCAUUGAAAGGAAUGCAGGAGACAUUCCAAAGAGCCCGAAAAAGUGCAUGUUAUGUAUUUAUGUUAAUUGUAGGGCUUUUUUUUAUGUUAUGAAUCCAUACUGCUGAAUGCUCACCAAAGGAGUUACCAUGCCGCUGUAGUACAUGCUUUUGAGCCUGAUUGUGUUAAGUUAUUUAUAAUUUUUGACUUUAAAUACCAAAAAGCCUUAGUCCACUUUAUGGUCUAAAGAGGUGAUUCUGCAAGCUGUCUCAUGUGGACCUCUUGCUGCAAUCAAUGAGAGUUCUGUGAAAGGAAGGAUUUAACAGCCUGCAAUUUUAUUUUGUUAGGGCUUAUUUUAAAUAUGGAGGUUCAUGUAAAAUCAUAAAUUGUCUUCUCCCCGCUCCCAUUCUAUAUAAACCUAUUUGGUUCUGUUUAGCAUUUGCAUUUUAAAAAAUUGUACUUGUGGAGUGAAUGAGCAAGGGACAAAAUUUCAAAGGGGCCUCAAUCUUGCAUCUUGGUUUUAAGUUUCAGUUCUGUUCUCCAGUCCGUGGCAAGGACUGUCGCUCGAGAAUUGGCCUUUUUAGCCACUCGCGAUGCUGCCUCACAACACCUAGCAACUGAUCUGCUUUGACACUUAUGCCAUCGUCUGUUGAGGCAGACAGUUGCCACAACAUAUGAAUCAGUUUCAAGCAUGGCUUAGGGCAUUUCAGGGCCAGGCCCUAAACUGGUGUAAAUUAUUGUCGCUACCUAGUGAAGACAUAGCAAUUUACACCUGCUGCCAAACCUGCACUCACCAAAACUUUGUGGGUGUGAAAUUUGCAGGCUCAGAUUUAAUGCCCAGAUUCUUUGAAAAUUUGUGUAUGUGUGCUAAAUUUUGGCUCAGAACAUAUUUACAACCAAGUCAUAAACUUCUGAUUGCACAGGUUCAUAAUGAAAAUAUUGACGGACCUUUUAACUGCACGGGUGCUAACGAGCUCCACUAAUAUGCGCUGAACUUUAAUGCAUAUUGAGAUAUUAAUAGAUCAUGGUGAUCCUGUCCAAUGGCUUGACAACAGUUUACAGCAUGCACGUGAUCUGGGACCAAAGAGAGGAGCCGAACCCUCCUCCUUGUGUGCUUUUUCUCCGGUAGUAGCCAGUGGUGGACUUGCGGUUACAGCUCACUGCCCCAUAUCCUGACACCAGAUGACACUGCUGGUAGGUGUUUUAAAACUGUCAGGAAACUUCAAGCAUAGUUGCUAUAAACAGGACUUGCAGGAGAGAACACAAGGCUAUGUCUUUGGCUUCACAUUUCCCUCUAUCAGCCGCACACCAUAUUGGUGAAAAUGAUGCAGGAAACUGCAGAGCGUACCAAUUAUUGGACCCGUCUGUGUGACAGAUCUGGUCACCCUGAGUCCUGCAGCAUUCAAGAGGAAUCCAGACGAUGGUGCUGUUCAGAGUUUUAACCAGGAAAUCUUCAUAUUUUAUUUUAAGUCAAUUAGGAAUUACACUGGUCAGAAUCCAGAGCUGAAACUGGCCCUUGGUGGACUGUGAGUCUAUAUUUAAGUAAAAAGUGGUGUCAGGGAUUAUCUACUUAAAGCAGUGGUUCUCAGCCUGUGGCCCAUGGGCCACUUGCGACCCAAUCAGCACCCAGCUGUGCCUAUGUGACAUCCUCAGGGCCAUACAGGUAGUAUUGGAUGCGGCCCACAAUGGUAAAAUAGGUUGAGACCACUGAUUUAGAGAGAGGGAGUGGUGGAACUGGGAAGAUGUGAGACGGUUUAUAAGAAAAUUGGGGGUGCCCACAUACAAAUUUGCACACAAAUUAGUUAAAUUGGUGCAAACUCCUGUGUUUUCUCCACUCAUUUCAGUGUAAGAGUGGCUUAUUUCAGUUUAGGUUAAAACUGCUCCCAAGCUAUUUAAAUUAAUUGAAACAAGCCUGGUUUAAACUGAAACACACAGCCUUUUGCACUGGUUUAAAUCAGUUUAAAAUCACAUAUUCAUACCAGUGCAAACCUGCAUGUUGAUAAACCCUUUCAAACUCCAGGAAAUUCUUAAGCUGAGAUCUUAAAAAAGAAAACAGAAAGGGCUUGUCUUCACUGCCGUUAGCAGGGUGACCAGAUAGCAAGUGUGAAAAAUUGGAAUGAGGUGUGGGGUAAUAGGUGCCUAUAUAAGAAAAAUCCCUGAAUAUUGGGACUGUUCCUAUAAAAUCGGGACAUCUGGUCACCCUAGCUGUUAGCUUGAGUUGUAUGUCUAACCUGACUCCAAUCCACACACAAAAAUCUCUAGCUCAAGUUAAGCAGUGCUUUUAAGCUGGAGCUAGCUGGUCCGUCAAGCUAGCGGGAUGAAGUUUGAGUGCUGCUGAUGCUUGAGUUGUUAAUGCAGGUGAAGGGAUCAACCCAACUCACAACUCAGCUGCUAACCCACUUGCUCUAUAAAGCUUGAGUGUGGUUUUGCAGUGCAGUUGCUCACACUGGGGGUAUAUCUGCACUGCAAUUGGAGGUGUGCCCGCAGCACAUGUAGACAUACCUGAGCUUGCUUUGAUGGAGCUAGAUCACAGUUAGCUCAAGUCACAAUAGCAGUGAAGCUACCUGAGAUGUGUCUACAUGCGCUGCAGUCACUCAGUCUGAUUGCAGUGUGGACGUACUGUAGGCUAGCUCUACUGGAAUAACUCAGUCUGACGGUUGCAGUGAAAUCAAGCCCAGAAAAACCAAAGCAGCACUGCUGGCUGCGCCUACUUUUGUAAUCCCAUGGGCAGCUAACAUUUUGGUACAUGAUCUUGGUUAUCUGUCUCUGUCAAUCUAGCAUGUGCUGGUAUCUUAUAUAUGUGAAGUGUGUUUGAUACUUUUUUCCAUGUGUUUUAUGCAUUUUGAUAAGGUAUUGAGACCGUUGUACAUGGCUGUAUGUUUUUUAAGAGCAAUCUUGCCUAACCUUGCUUGUGUGACAAUGGUUGUUGCAGUAAGAAAGACCUGCCAAAAAUAAAGGAAACCAAUCAGAUGAACAAAGCCUUGUUUUCAUUUAAAUAGAUAGGUGCAACAUGAUAAGGCUAAUAUGGGAGAGCCAGAUACAAAUGAUACUUAAUGUGAUUAAGUAUU